Molecule: messenger RNA, 3216 nt
Organism: Silurus meridionalis
Lineage: Eukaryota; Metazoa; Chordata; Actinopteri; Siluriformes; Siluridae
Gene: tsnare1
Product: T-SNARE Domain Containing 1
Exons: 13
Coding region: 115-978 (287 amino acids)
Biological process (GO): vesicle fusion; intracellular protein transport; vesicle-mediated transport
Cellular component (GO): SNARE complex; membrane; endomembrane system
Molecular function (GO): SNARE binding; SNAP receptor activity
Source: RefSeq, a predicted model, not a curated record
CUGAUUACUGCUUCUUCGGCUGAUGUGAAUGCUAAGGCUAAGUGCUCUUUGAAAAAAAAAAAAAAAAACAAGAUUUCAAAGCUUACUUUCCCAAGAAAGACACAAAGCUCUGCAAUGUCUUACGGAUCCAUUGACGGUGGCUCAUUUGGCAGCAGGAAUCCAUUCGGUGGUCCCACAAGGCAGGGCUACCAGCCAGUAGCUACACAGGUUAGCUCAUCAGAAUUACAAGAUGUGUUCCAAGAAACAUCUUCCAACAUCUUCCAAAUUAACGCUAAUGUGGUCACAUUGGAGAAGAGCCUUCAGUCAUUGGGAACAUCGAGAGACACGGCAGAGCUACGCCAGAGCCUGCACACCAUACAGCAACAAACCAAUAAAGUCAUUACAAGCACAAGUCAACUUAUCAAACAGCUCUCUGACAUCAUCAGCGGCUCCUCUCGGCAAGACCGGCUGCGUCUGACGAGGCUGAAGACAGAGCUGUCAGACUCUGUGCAGCGUUAUGGUGACCUGCAGAAGAAAAUUGCAGACCGUUCAAGGGCCUUGCUUCCUCCAGCACAAAAAGACAGAAAACAGAGUCAACAGACACCAAUCACUGAGCUGUGUGAGGAUCCACUGGUCGGGCCAGCAGAGACUGUGCAAGGAGAUGAACAGCAGGCGUUCCUGUCAGAGAUCAGUGAGGAGGAUGUGGAGGUCCUGCGCCAAAGAGAAGAAGCUUUACUCCAGAUAGAGAGAGAUAUGCUGGAUGUCAACCAAAUUAUGAAAGACUUGGCCAGCAUGGUGCAUGAACAAGGAGACACAAUAGACAGCAUUGAGGAAUACAUCCAGACUACUUCCUCACAUGUGGAAUCUGCAAACCAGGAGCUUGCAAAGGCCAGCCACCACCAGAAGCAGCUGAGAAAAAGGAAAUGCUAUUUAUUAAUGUGUGGAGUAUUCGUUCUGAUUCUACUCAUCAUCAUCAUUGCUUUGUCAACCAGAAACUAAAAGCAGACCCACAGAUUCCAGCUGCUGCACUGCUGUGACCUUUCCUCAGCCUUCAACAGGCCAACCCAUGUUUCUUUCCCUUCUGUAUUUUCUGUUUGUGUAUGCCUUCAUUCUUUUAUGUAUGUUGUGUACAUGAGAGAUUGGAGAAGAUUUUAUGACAGGGGUGUUUUUAAUUCCAACCAUGCAGAAACUACAACUGAUUCCGGUUGCUUAAUCGAUUCAUGCUAGACUUCAAGCAACUAUUAGGUAUAGAUCCUACUUAACUGGUUGGAUUGAAAACCUGCAGCCACAAUGUCCCCUUUGUGGAUGAUUAGAGCCUCUUGUGUAAAGUGACAAUGGGCUCUUUUAAUUAGCACUUCUUUACUCUUCAGCUCAUAUUGAAUAAUAAACCCAGACUGGUCCUACACACUCUGGUCACUUUUAAACUACACCUGUACACCUGCACAUUUAUGGUGCUUCCCAAACAGCCAAUCAUGUCACAGCAGCGACAAGGCAUUUCCACACACAGAACUGUGCCUCAAGUAAUUUUAUUUGUGCUUUGUUAUUUGUGUGACUGUUGUGUGAAAAAUCCCAAGAGAUCAGAAGCAUAUGAAAUACUCAAACUAAUCCAUCUGGUUCAAACAUCUAUAGCGCAAUCAAAGUCACAAGAUCACAUUUUAUCUUCAUUCAUACAUUUCAGGUGAACACUUGAGAUGUAGCUGUGACCUUUUUCAUUCUGUUGCUACCACAUGACUGUACAGGUGUCCUUAAUAAAGUGACCAGUGUUUUGUUUAAGUUGAUUAUUUAUUCAAGUAUAGGUUCUACCACAAAUUCUCUCAAGUUAUUUAUGCAAUUUUAAAAGCUUUAUUAAAGUAUAGUUAAUUUAUUAAUAUUUUAUUUAAGUAUAAUACACUUAUUAAAUGCACUUGUGAAAAAAGGCUGUAAAAUAAGAAAGCUUUCAGAAAUGUGUGUUCAUUUGUGUCAAAUAAUAAUAAUAAAAUAGAAAGUAAAUACAGAGAAGAGAAAUCCAAAUUAAAUCUUUAUUUGUGUGAGCACCUCAAAAACAGCAUCAUUCUCCAUGGUACACAUGUACUUCUAGGUACAGUUUUUUAAAUAACUCCAAUCCUUCUGUCUCUUCAUGUAAACCCAGACAGGCUCUGUAUGGGCCAAAACUAUUACUUCAAGGACUUCUUGUUGUUCUCCUAGCUGAAAAUAGUUCAUAAUAACAUUGGCUGUAUGUUUGAGUUAUUGUCCUGCUGCAGAAUACAUUUGGGGUUAAUCAGAUGCCACCCUGAUGGUAAUGCAUGAUAGACAAUUAUCUAUCUGUAUUUCUCAGAAUUGAGGACGCCAUUAAUACUGACCAAAUACCCAACUCAAUUUGUAGAAUUGCAGCUCAAAGUUACAGAAAAACUUCAUCAUGCCUGCAGACACUAAUUAUUGUACUCUAGACCUUUGGCAAACAACCUUUUUUUUGCUUCAGCCAAAUAUUUUAGAUUUUGGCUCAUCAAUCCAUAGCAUCUGCUGCCAUUUGUCUGCACCCCAGUUACUAUGUUUUCAUGCAUAGUUGUUGCUUGUCAUUGUUUCAUUGCUGCAAUUCUUCCAUAAAGACUACUUCUGGCCAGACACAAGACAGUUAAUGGGGGUAGGUUUCCCACCAGUUCUUUGCUGAUGGCACUGAAGGACAUCUUCAGACCUCUUUUAUUUGCUGAAUUAAGUUUCCUUGGCCAGCCACUGAAUCUACGGGUCUUAACAUUAUACAUUUUUUCUGUGCUUAAACAGCACCUUCUGUGCUGGGAGAGCUGAUGCAUUUAACUACCUUGUGAAUUGUUGCUGUGCUCAGUCUUGGUGAAUGAACUGUGACAUGAAACUGUUUGGCUGUUCCCCGUCUAGUUUUAAGCCUCCUACACAGCUGUUUCUGUUAGUUAAUGACAGUGUUUCAGCCUACAUAUGAAAUUGAUCAUUAGUACCUGUUUGAUAUAAUUGGUUAAUUAUACAGACACUGAUCCUACAAAAUCAGUGACUUGCAAGUGUAAAAAGUGUGCAAGUUUAAGAAAGGCUAAAGAAUAUUCACACCAACUAUUGAUCUAAUUUGGAUUUCUUGUAUGUUCAUUUACUUUAUAUUUUCUUAAUUGAUAAAAAUAAAAGAUCAAUAUUCAGCAUUUUUUCAUAAUGUGUGUGUGUGUCACUGUUUUGCAGGGUUUUUGCUAAUGUAUGUUUCUAUAUCAUACGAUGAUUAAUUAAACAGUGUCGUGAAAUGCA